UCCUCCUUCGUGACUGCAUCAGGAUGUGCAACUUCUCAAGAAGCAUCUCCGUAGCACAGAUCACAGCAGAAUCACUGAAGAGCACAGAGCAGGUAUCACUGCGCCGCAGACAGGAAUCAUGGGGGACUUGCUGGGACAUGAAUGUCGCUCAGAAUCCAGGGAAGCAGCAAAGAAAACCCAAUCACAGCUCCAUUUCAGCAAGGGAGCAAAAGAUCACCCGCUGGAGUUCAGCCUUCAACAUGCUUCCUGGAACCACCCCAAGACCAGCAGACACCACCGCUGCAAAAACUUUUUAUCACCUCCAGAGAAGCUCAUCUCUGGGAUCCUGGGCAUCAUCUGGUUUGCCUUAUUGGUCGCUUUGGUGAUAUCAGCCAGAGUUGCCUCUCCAUAUAUUGAACCAAAGGAACAGAACUACUCCCUCAUGAUCAGAACCCAAAAAUUAAUAAAUCAUAAUCUUUCUUCAGCACAUCCUUGUGGUCAUUGUCCGAUGGAUGGGAUAUCCUUUUCCCACAAUUGUUAUUACGUUGGUGUGGAGAAAAAAUCUUGGAAUGACAGUUUGGAGUCCUGCAUUAGCAAAACCUGUGAUCUGCUUUAUAUAAAUAGUGAAGAGGAGAUGGACUUUCUGAAAUCCCUCUCAGUGGUCUCAUGGAUUGGAGUCUUUCGAAAGAGCAGGAGUCAACCCUGGGUUUGGAAAAAUGACUCAACUUUCAAACCAAAGCUAGCAGACUUCUCCCAUGAUGAACAUAACUGUGCCAUGCUGUCAACUUCUGGUCUCACAGCAGAGAACUGUGCAACUUUACACUCAUAUGUUUGUAAGUGUAAGCCCACCAGCUGAGACACCUGCACGGGGAGUC
Meriones unguiculatus (Mongolian gerbil) is the source of this 854-nucleotide messenger RNA. RefSeq names its product NKG2-A/NKG2-B type II integral membrane protein-like. Gene Ontology annotation, biological process: stimulatory C-type lectin receptor signaling pathway; positive regulation of natural killer cell mediated cytotoxicity. The transcript has 6 exons. Bases 119 to 835 code for a protein of 238 amino acids. The record is from RefSeq and is a predicted model, not a curated record. NCBI's taxonomy places the organism in Eukaryota, Metazoa, Chordata, Mammalia, Rodentia, Muridae.